This is a messenger RNA of Gallus gallus (chicken), 4642 nucleotides long. It is a transcript of the gene TMTC3, whose product is annotated as transmembrane and tetratricopeptide repeat containing 3. Gene Ontology annotation, molecular function: protein binding; mannosyltransferase activity. The transcript has 16 exons. Lineage: Eukaryota; Metazoa; Chordata; Aves; Galliformes; Phasianidae. The record is from RefSeq and is a predicted model, not a curated record. Gene Ontology annotation, biological process: protein O-linked glycosylation via mannose. Bases 430 to 3186 code for a protein of 918 amino acids. Gene Ontology annotation, cellular component: endoplasmic reticulum.
AGUGCAGUGGGGGCCUCGGCGCGAGCGCUGGGCAGCGGCAAGACCGCUUCCGCGACGGGCUCAGGUAGGGCGGGCGGCGGUGGCGAUGGGUCGGGGCCGGUCGUCUGCUGACGGGAUUUGGGAGCCGGGCUCGGCGGAGCCGCUACCGUGGCCGUGUUCCGCGGGGAUGAGUUGUUUCUGCUGCUGAGAUCUUUAAUGAGGGCUGACAAGACACAAGAUGUUUGGCACGCCUGGUAGUUACGUAACUUGUUCCAGCCAUGUCAUAAAUCUUAACUCUUGAUUGAAGACAGAACACUCAUGAACAUUCAUUGAAAUCAGAGAAGUUGGCACAGUUGAGGAAAAAAUGACUUUUUCAUGAGCUUCUACAGAAUAUGCAAAAGAGCUAAGUGAGAUCUUCAAUGCUUUUGUCUAUGAAAGCUCUUAGAGAAGAUGGCUGAAAUAAGCCUGAAGGAAGUGGCUCUAAUAGUUGGUGUGGUGGCAGCCUGCUACUGGAACAGUCUCUUUUGUGGCUUUGUUUUUGAUGAUGUUUCAGCAAUCUUGGACAACAAAGAUUUGCACCCUUCUACUCCAUUAAAAAAUCUGUUUCAGAAUGACUUCUGGGGGACUCCAAUGUCUGAGGAGCGGAGUCAUAAAUCUUACCGACCCCUCACAGUUCUCACAUUUCGUUUGAACUACUUGUUCAGCGAGUUAAAUGCAGUUUCUUACCACUUCCUAAAUCUCAUCUUUCACGGGGUGGUUUGUGUAGUCUUCCUCAAGGUCUGUAAGCUUUUCUUGGACAACCAGAGCAGCAUAGUUGCAUCCCUGCUCUUUGCAGUGCACCCAAUACAUACUGAAGCGGUAACUGGAGUUGUGGGCAGAGCAGAGCUUUUAUCAUCUAUCUUUUUUCUAGCUGCAUUUUUAUCAUACACUAAAUCUAAAGGACCAGAUAAUACCAUAGUGUGGACUCCCAUUGCAUUGACUGUGUUUCUGGUAGCUGUUGCAACACUGUGUAAAGAACAAGGAAUUACAGUGGUGGGGAUAUGCUGUGUCUAUGAAGUAUUUAUUGCUCAAGGGUAUACCUUGCCAGUUCUGUGGGAUACAGCUGUUCAGAUUCUUCGAGGGAAGGGCAGUGUUCCUUUCUCCAUGCUCCAAACACUGUUAAAGCUCAUAGUCCUAAUGUUUAGUACACUGCUUCUUGUUGUCGUCAGGGUCCAGGUUAUCCAGUCUCAACUUCCAGUGUUUACAAGGUUUGAUAACCCAGCUGCUGUAAGUCCAUCUCCAGCAAGGCAGCUGACUUUCAACUACCUCCUCCCUGUAAAUGCUUGGCUUCUUCUCAACCCCUCAGAAUUAUGCUGUGACUGGACAAUGGGAACUAUCCCACUUGUGGAGUCUUUGUUAGAUGUCAGAAAUAUUGCCACCCUUACAUUCUUUUGCUUUCUGGGAUCUUUGAUUGUCUUCAGUCUCCGAUAUCCUGGGGAUUCCUCCAAGACUGUACUGAUGGCACUCUGCUUAAUAGUGCUGCCAUUCAUUCCUGCAUCAAACCUCUUUUUUCCCGUUGGAUUUGUGGUAGCAGAACGAGUGUUAUAUGUUCCUAGCAUGGGAUUCUGCAUUUUAGUAGCACAUGGAUGGAAGAAAUUAUCAAAUAAAAGCAUGCUAAGAAAAAUUUCUUGGGUUUGUUUGGCUGUGGUACUGUUCACACACGCCUUGAAAACACUGCACAGAAACUGGGAUUGGGAAUCAGAGUACACAUUGUUUAUGUCAGCUUUAAAGGUAAAUAAGAACAAUGCAAAGCUAUGGAACAAUGUGGGACAUGCAUUAGAAAAUGACAAGAAUUUUGAAAGAGCUUUGCAGUUCUUCAUUCAAGCCACACAGGUGCAGCCAGAUGACAUUGGUGCUCACAUGAAUGUUGGAAGAACUUACAAAAACUUAAACAAAACUAAAGAAGCUGAGAAAUCAUAUAUGAUUGCUAAAUCAUUGAUGCCACAGAUUAUCCCAGGUAAAAAAUACGCAGCAAGAGUUGCUCCUAACCACCUGAAUGUUUAUAUCAAUCUUGCAAACUUAAUUCGAGCAAAUGAAUCUCGCCUCGAAGAAGCAGAUCAAUUGUAUCGGCAAGCAAUAAGUAUGAGGCCAGAUUUCAAGCAAGCUUACAUCAGCAGGGGAGAAUUACUUUUAAAAAUGAACAAGCCUCUGAAAGCUAAGGAAGCUUACCUUAGGGCUCUAGAACUAGACAGAACCAAUGCAGACCUGUGGUACAACUUGGCAAUUGUUUACAUUGAACUGAAAGAUCCAACAGAAGCCCUGAAGAAUUUUAACCAAGCACUAGAACUCAACCCAAUGCAUAAGCUGGCGUUGUUCAACUCAGCCCUGCUAAUGCAGGAAUCUGGCAAUGCUCAGCUUAGACCUGAGGCUAAACAAAGACUGUUAAAUUAUGUGAAAGAAGAACCACAGGAUGCAAAUGGUUACUUCAAUUUGGGUAUGCUGGCAAUGGAUGACAAAAAAGAUACAGAAGCAGAGGCAUGGAUGAAGAAAGCCAUAAAGUUACAGCCAAACUUUCGAAGUGCUUUGUUCAAUUUGGCACUGCUUUAUUCUCAGACAGCAAAAGAAUUGAUGGCUCUGCCCAUCCUGGAAGAUUUACUGAAAUACUACCCUGAUCAUACCAAAGGUCUAAUUUUGAAAGGAGAUAUCCUUAUGAACCAAAAGAAGGAUAUAGUUGGAGCAAAAAAGUGUUUUGAAAAAAUUUUGGAACUGGAUCCCAACAAUGUGCAAGGGAAACAUAAUCUUUGUGUAGUUUACUUUGAAGAACGAGACUUAAUAAAAGCAGAAAAAUGUUUGGUGGAAACUCUAGCACUGGCACCUCACGAAGAGUAUAUUCAGCGUCACCUAAACAUAGUUAGAAGUAAAAUUGCAUCACUUAGUGCUCCGGAGCAGUCAUCAGUUCCAGCAGGUGAUACUGCCAGUGCUGCUGCAGAAGAAAAAAAAAAAUCAUUUCAGAAUUCGAAAGAAGUGAAAAAUGAGCAGAAACCUUCCCAGACAACAGCUGGUAACAAUAAAGGGCAUUCAAAAAAUAAGAAACAAGCAGAGAAAAACAGUAUGGAAAAAAAAGAUACUCCCAGAAAAUCUACAAAAGAAAUCAAAGAUAUUGAGAAAAAGAGAGUUGCUGCUUUGAAAAGACUAGAAGAGAUUGAACGUAUAUUAAAUGGUGAAUAGCCUUUAUUAUGUCACAGUAGAGUACAGGGGUGUACUAUUUUUAAUUGUUGUUUAAUAUAUGAACCAACUGGAAGGUGAUUUCAGUAUUUUGCAAAUAGAACAAAAUGUUGACUGUCUAUCACUUACCAAGAAGCAGAACUCACUGUAAUGUUUUAUGCAACAAAACUACAACUUUUAAAUAUGAGGGGGAUGGAUGGGGAUGGAAGGAUAAUGGGCUGAGAGCAAUUUUAAAUGCAGAAUCUUAAAAUUGAGAAAGUGACUCUCAAAAGUGAUUUGUAAGUCAGGGAUAUUCAGGAAUGCUACUUUAAAAGAGUCAGCAAAAGAACUGAGUGGAGGACUAAUGGGAUAAGCCAGGCACUGCUGCCAUAAAAAUCUGUUUGUAUUAACAAUUUCUACAUUUCCGUUUGCACAUCAGCAGUUUAAAUCUUUCUGUACCUUUGCUCCACAUAGAAAAGCAUUUUUCUAUGUGUUAUUUGUUUCCAGAGCUUAGCAAAAAGUCAGUAAAAUGCCACUGGUUGUAGUAUGUAUCCAUUAGACCAUAGGACAAUGCAGCAGCAACACUAAAAUUUUCAAUUGUGUUCUAAAUAUGGAAUGAUACAAUAAUUGUAUUUGUUCUCUACUUACUGCAAAGUUUUGUGCAGUUUUACUUGAUAACUCCUAUGGUGCUCUUGAGAUCUUUAGAGUCUACUUUUAAAGAAAAUGUGUGUUUUUUCUUCAACUAUCAAACAUCUGUUUGUUUGGGGUUUGUUUGUUUUUUUUGUUUUUUUUUUAAUAUAUAUACAUGUACACACACCAAAAAAAAGUGGGGUUUUUUUGGUUGGUUGGUUUUUUUUGUUGUUGUUUUUUUUUUUUUUUUUUUUUUGGGUUUUUUUUUUCCCUAUAUUCAUUGAAUACUGACAAAUGCACUUUUGGUACAGUAAGCAGUAUGCUAUGCAGUAGUUCUUGUGAACUGUGUUUCAAUGACUGUGGAUUGACUCCUUGGUGUAGGAAAUUCUUCUUUGUUUAGUAUAAUGGAUUUACUGUUCAUUGGACAGAACUUUUAGUCUCAUGACUUUUUGUGACACUAACUUAAGCAAUGAUUGCUUAGAGCAAUUUGAUAAUAUUUAAACCACUGAAUUUAGCAAUGUUUAAUGCAAGGAAAUUUGGAUAAGGUACUUCCAAAUACUAAGAUUUUCAUUUUGAUAAUUUGUCAUGAAUGUGUGCUUUUUAUUAAAUAUUUAUUUUGACUACUAAAAUAAUCCCAUUUACAUUUUGCCACUAAUACACCAUUUUUAUUUCCUACAUGACAUUAAUUUUUGUAAUUUCAGUGUUCCUUUUAUCUUUGUGCAAUGCAUAUAUUUUUUGUUCGUAUAUAUUAUCGAUUACCAAAACCUGACGCUUUAUGUAACUGUUGAGAAAGGAAAAGAGGAGAUGGGUUCAGUAAUAAUUUAAUCAUUAAAUCUAACUUUACUCUUCA